AUGAUCAAUCUGGUGCAGAACAAGAUGUUCAAUGGGUUGCCAAGUGAAGACCCCAUUGAUCACCUUGAUGAGUUUGAUAGGUUGUGUGAUUUGACUAAGAUCAAUGGUGUCUCUGAAGAUGCCAUCAAGCUGAGACUCUUCCCUAUGUCUCUCGCUGACAAGGCUCACCAAUGGGAGAAGAGCCUGCCCCAUGGUACCAUCACCAGUUGGGAUGAGUGCAAGAAGGCAUUUCUUGCUAAGUUCUUUUCAACCGGUCGCACUACCAAGCUAAGGAGUGAGAUCUCAGGCUUCACUCAGAGGAAUAGUGAGACUUUUGCUGAGGCUUGGAAAAGAUUCAAAGGCUACACCAGUCAAUGCCCUCACCAUGGAUUCAACAAUGAAUCCUUACUCUCUACUCUCUAUAGAGGAUGUUUGGCAAGGUAUAGAGAGAUUCUAGACAGAGCCAGCAAUGGAAAAUUCCUAAAUCAAGAUAUAGAUGAUGGCUGGCAGCUUGUGGAGAACAUUGCCAUCUCAACUGAAAGUUAUGGAGAGGAUUAUGAUCGCACAGACUGGAGCUCGACCGAGCAUUCGAUCGAGUUGGAGGCACAGCUGCGAAAAGACAUGCAUGCUCUACAUUCCAAGCUAGACAAGCUGAUCCUAGCUCAAUUCCCUGCGAAGCAAGUCAACUUUAUCUCUGGUACAACACUAGUUCAGGACCAGGAAGGGGAGGAACCAAAAAUUGCAAAAGUCCCUACAAACAACAAGAAGACUUUCUAUGGCCACACCCCAUACCAAGCACCUGCGUCAUAUAAGAUUGCUCCGCAUGGCUACAGACAACAAGGGACUCUUCCAGGCUUCUCACCCAAUUUUAUGUUGCACCAACAGAAUGUCCCACCCGGAUUUCCACCAAUUCCAUAUCACACUCCACCAAGUCAAGAUUGGGAUAUGGAAGACAUGCUUCAGCAGCUCCUACAAGGGCAAGCCAAUGGUACAUUGGACAUGAACAACAAGUUGGUUGAGAUAGACUCAAAAAUUGAAUCUUUAACUUCAAGGGUUCAAAUGAUUGAGUCUUCUAGUGCUUCAUCUUCAUCAUCCCACGAAUAUGCUCAGGCCGUCAUACUAAGAAGUGGUCGACAGUUACCCAACAGAGUUGGUACACCCCAAAUCGCUGUGGACAUCGAUGACGAGGAAGGGGAGGAUUUAGUUGAGUAUUCAGACAUUCCUGCACCCAAUUCGAUCGAGCCUGAACGCAACACUGAACCAGAGCUCGAUCGAGCUAGUGAACCAGAACCACCUAAGCCUGUUGGGAAGAAGAAGGACACUCCAUCCGCACCACCACCAUACAAACCCCCUCUACCUUUCCUAGGAAGGUUCAAGAAACAGCUAUUGGAGAAGCACAAGGCUAAGUUUGAGGAGCUCAUAAAGGAUAUUGAGUUGAAGUUACCUUUCAUUGAUGCUUUGAUGCUCAUUCCACCCUACCAGAAGUUCCUGAAGGAUGCUGUACUUCAAAGGACUAAGGAGGUGCAAGGAAUGGUGAUUUUGACUCGUGAAUGCAGUGCAAUCAUUCAACAAAGGGUUAUCUCCGAAAAAAAGGAAGAUCCGGGGAGUUUUACAUUGCCUUGCAUGCUAGGACCUCUAUCCUUGAAGAACAGCCUCUGCGACCUAGGAACAUCAGUCAGCCUUAUUCCUUUGUCAGUGGCGAAGAGAUUGGGCUAUCACAAGUAUCAAGCCUGCGGAAUCUCACUUGUUUGUGCGGAUAGAUCAAUAAGGCUGCCUACUGGGAUGUUUGAAGAUCUACCUUUGAGGAUAGGGAAUGUUUAA
Messenger RNA from Microthlaspi erraticum, 1800 nucleotides. The record is from the annotation of a GenBank genome assembly. Lineage: Eukaryota; Viridiplantae; Streptophyta; Magnoliopsida; Brassicales; Brassicaceae.